UGACUUUCCUAUUCAGCAACUGCAACAGUUGACUCGUGUCAUUACAGCUUACACACAUACACAAAGUGGUGGUUGAUAAAUGCAGACUGAACCACUGUACUUAAAUGUUUCAGACCCUCAGAUAUUAGAAAUGUCUGAGCUAUUUUCUGACUAUGUGAACUACACUCAGAUAAGAGGAGAGCGCAUAGAGAAGGUGGUUGAAAUCUAUGACAGUGCAGAUGCUGCUAGUGGUGAGGAUGUUUUGGACGAGACAGAAGCCACCAACGUACAGAAAAGCGUACCAACUGUACACACAGGAUACACUGCAUGGAGCAGAAGCUACAGACUGACUGCAGUGUGUGUGCUGUUGCUGUGUGUUCUCCUACUGAUUGCAAUUACAGUGCUGUGGGUCAAAUACAGCAACCUGAAUACAGAAGACAGACAGCUACAGACCAAGUACAACACUCUGACUCUAGAGAGAGACCAGUACCAGCAAGAGAUCUCUGAAAUGAAUGGUCUGAUUGGAAAACUCGGAUGGACAUUUUUCAGCUCGAGUGUAUAUUGUAAGUGUACUAAAAAGAAGACCUGGAAUGAGAGCAGACAGGAGUGCCAAAGAAAAGGAGCAGACCUUGUGAUUAUAAACAGUACAGCAGAACAGGAGUUCAUAGGUAAAUAUUUUGGAGGUACUGAAUUUUGGAUUGGUCUGACUGACUCAGACAGAGAGGGGGAAUUUAAAUGGGUAGACGGUACACCACUGACCACUGAGUUCUGGUGGAUUAGAGAACCCAAUGAUUAUGGACAAAGAGAGGACUGUGUUGUAACAGGCUUCAGAAAUGCUAUGAAUAACAUGUCCACCUGGGCUGAUGUUCCCUGCAACUACCAUGCAUUUGGGAUUUGUGAGAUGAAAUUACUGGAUGGAAGACAUGAGGGCCAAAAAAACUGAUAUGGAACAAUUUGGAAUUGAAAACUUGGUGACGCUUGGAGUCUGUGCUUUUUGUCCAUUUAAUCUCACAAACACAAUUUUCUUGUAGUUUGAAUGGUGAAUGUUGCUGUUUUAUUGUGUUUCAGGUAUUUUUUACCAGUAGCAAAAAGUGUACAGAUUACAUGACCAUAUCAAGCAAAUUUCAAGUCUGCUUUUGACACAAAUUAAAGUGUUUAUUGUGUUUUUGUAUUUACAAUGGAUUAUUUGGUAUAAAGGACUUGGAAAUGAGUAAACAUUUACUAUUCGACAGAUGCCCUUAUCCAGAGCAGCUUACAAACACACAGCUAAGCAACUGAAGGUUAAAGCCUUUGUUUAAAGGCUUACCAGUGGCAUCUUAGUAAUGUGGGGAUUUGAACCCACAACCAGCCAAUCAGAAGUCCAGGAUCUUAUCCACUGAGCUACCACUUAAGUAGAAGUACA
Messenger RNA from Silurus meridionalis, 1381 nucleotides. RefSeq names its product C-type lectin domain family 17, member A-like. The coding region runs from base 80 to 922 and encodes 280 amino acids. The transcript is spliced from 5 exons. Lineage: Eukaryota; Metazoa; Chordata; Actinopteri; Siluriformes; Siluridae. The record is from RefSeq and is a predicted model, not a curated record.